AUGCCUGCUUCCAUUGACGUUGUUUUUACCCCAGAUCUCCUCCCCUUUUCCGACCUCACCGGCAAAACGGUUGUCGUCGCCGAUAUUUUGCGUGCGACAACCACCAUCACCUUCGCUGUGGCAAACGGCGCGACAGCCAUCACGCCUGUCCUGACCCCAGACGAUGCCUUUCGUCUUGCUGCAGAUCAACCGAACACACUGAUCGGCGGUGAGCGUGGUGGGAUGAAAGUUGAUGGGUUUGAUCUUGGGAAUUCACCGCGUGAAUAUACCGAAACGGUUGUUUCAGGGUGGCAAAUCGUCUUGACAACGACGAACGGAACACGCACCCUACAAGCCUGUCGUGCUGCUGAACGGGUUCUCGUCGGAUCCUUCCUCAAUCUCCGCGCAAUUGUCAACCGGUUGGCUCAAGCAGAAGGGGAACUUGUCUUUGCAUGUUCUGGCAGAGAGGGCGGUUUCUGCACGGAAGAUACUGUUUUCGCAGGUGCAUGUGUGGCAGCAUUAGCGGAGACUCAACUGACCGAUGCCGCUGAAGCAGCAAAGAUCCUUUAUCAGGAACAUUGUGAGGAUCUGCUUGGGAUGCUAAAGAAUUGCUAUCACGGUCGAUCCCUCGCCAGCAUUGGACUAGGAGAGGAUCUCGAAUUUUGCGCCCAAAUGGACCUUGUUGACGUUGUUCCCCAUCUGGUUGACGGACGGAUUAUUGUGUAA
This is a messenger RNA of Geodia barretti, 705 nucleotides long. The record is from the annotation of a GenBank genome assembly. Lineage: Eukaryota; Metazoa; Porifera; Demospongiae; Tetractinellida; Geodiidae.